Leptopilina boulardi is the source of this 1671-nucleotide messenger RNA. RefSeq names its product ras-related protein Rab-34-like. Gene Ontology annotation, molecular function: GTPase activity; GTP binding. The transcript is spliced from 7 exons. The record is from RefSeq and is a predicted model, not a curated record. NCBI's taxonomy places the organism in Eukaryota, Metazoa, Arthropoda, Insecta, Hymenoptera, Figitidae. Bases 206 to 1018 code for a protein of 270 amino acids.
CGCGUGUUUUCAUUUUAAACUAGGAAUCAAUCAGUAUAUAGUGAUACAUACAUAAUAUAUAUUUUCUACAAAUUUAGGAACAAUUUUCCUUCCAUUUUUUGUAAAAAAAAAAAAAAAAAACGUUAAUUACACCCUUAAUGAGGUUUUCAUUAGAAUAUAUAAAUUUUUAUGUGUAAAAAAAAAAUAAUAAAUAAAUUUUUAAAAAAUGCUACAAACACGUUCUGCAGUAUUUAAAAUGAUGAAAACUGAAGUUCACGAAGACAGACAGAUUAAAAAGUGGCAACCGCCUUUCUCCUCAGAUAUAACGCCAUAUAAAGAAAAAGAAUUUUCUCAACAAAUUCGUCGAUUUUGUUGUACAAAAUCUAUUUUUCCAAGAAUGACAAAAGUCAUUGUUUUAGGUGACGUUGCUGUUGGAAAAACAUCUCUAGUGAAUCGUUUUUGCCACAAAUCAUUCAACAAUAAUUAUAAGGCAACAAUAGGAGUUGAUUUUGAAGUGGAGAAAUUUGAUAUUUUGGGAGUUCCAUUUAAUAUGCAAAUAUGGGAUACUGCUGGACAAGAGAGAUUUAAAUGCAUUGCAGCAUCAUAUUAUAGAGGAGCUAAUGUAAUAAUGAUAGUUUUCGAUUUGGGAAAUUUAAUGUCUCUAUCUCAUUGCAAACAAUGGUUAAAAGAAGCCAGUCAAUGUAACACAAAUUCGUAUCAUAUUUUUCUAAUUGGUACCAAACGAGAUUUAUUGUCGAAUCAAGUAUAUCAAAUUAUUGAGAAAAGAGCAACGGCAGUGUCAUAUUUUAUGAAAGCUGAAUUUUGGGCUGUUUCAUCAAGAACAGGCGAUGGUGUCAAUGAAUUAUUUUCUCGAAUUGCAGUUCUUUCAUUUAAUGCUUCCAUUUUAAGGGAACUUCAAAGUUACAAGACAGAUACCAAAACAAUUGGAUCACUUGGAUUAAUAACUCUAAAGAAAGAUCAAAACGGAUCAACAGAGAAGAACAAAAAACUCCAAAAAUGUACAAAUUGUUCAUUCUAGUCAUUUAAAUAUAAGUACUUAAUAAUUUAUUAUAAACUUUUUUUUUCUAAAAUUCUAUAUUAUUCCCCAAAUUGCAAUGGUAAUUAUUUUUAAAGUUGAAUAAUUUUAGAAAGUAUCAGAAUUUUUUUAUUAAUUUACUUAUUCUUCUUUUUCUAGUCAAUUAUAAAAAAAAAAAAUGUAAAAAUUAAAUAUUUUCAUAAAGUGUAUUUAUUGUGAAAGAGUUACACAGUUUUAGAUAAAAGUCAUUUUAACAAUACUUUUGUGCGAUAAUAAACAUCAUUUGGUCGGAAUCGUUUUCAAAUAUCAGAUGCAGUCUAUUUUUGACCCUCAGCUAAAAAAAUUAUCAUCAAAUAUAAAUAAAUUUAUAUUAUUAUUAUAAUAAUUAUUUAUUUUUCCAAAUAUGAGAGAUGAGUUAAUAAAAUUUCUAUUUAUUAUUAUUAAAUAAUUUUUCUAAAGCUGAGCAUAAAAUUCAUUCUCAAAUUUGCGAAACAAAUAAUUUAAUUAAUUAUAAAUUGUAAUUAACUAUUUUUAAGUGAAUUAUUUUAAUUACAUUUUUUCCAAAUGAAAAAAGUUGACUUUACAACAGAAGAAAUUCAAUAAAAAAAAAAAAAAAAAAAAAAAAAAAAAAAAAAAAAAAAAAAAAAAUGAAAGAA